Molecule: messenger RNA, 930 nt
Organism: Ambispora gerdemannii
Lineage: Eukaryota; Fungi; Glomeromycota; Glomeromycetes; Archaeosporales; Ambisporaceae
Source: the annotation of a GenBank genome assembly
AUGACGAUGAAAGAGAAAAAUGACCAGCUUCCACUUUUUCGGUGGUUGUUGUUUCCACUGGCAAUUUUUUUGACUUCGAUUCCUUCCAUAUUUCUCUCACAAGCAAAAAACCCCAAUAAACUAGUUCCAUCGUCAAUCGCCACAAAAAUAUCCACAAAUGCAAAAAUCCCCGCUGGAAUUGUUCUGACACCGUCACUGUCGUUCAACGGAGGUGGUGACGAUGUAUUGGUCACGUGUAUAUGGGUUAUUACGAUGUUGGGAGUUUCGGGGCUAGUACGAGAAAAGAAGUUUUUUGCAUUUCUUAUCGCUUUUACUGCACUGCAAACUUUUCUCGCGUUCUGUGGGGUAUUUUCUAAUAAUCGCGCAAUCGCAUCAAGUCUGAAUGGUGCAUGGCAAAGAGCCUACGAAAAUAACAAGGACCUACUUAAAGAAAUUCAAUACGAGUUCUCGUGUAAGGGAUUUGCAUCGAUCGAUGAUCGACCCGUGGAAAUUACGGAAUCGUAUGAUGUUUCGUGUGGAAUAGUAAUGGUACAAAGAUUCGGACCGCAACUUUAUUAUGUUGCAAUGAUGUUGCUUAUUUCGAGAUUAGUUCAGUCGAUCGGGGUAUUUGCAUUAACAUACAUAUUCCAAAAACUCACACCACCAUCGCCACUUAACGAGAAUCCUGAAUUCUUAAUGGAUCAUUAUCAAAAUGAAGAACUGGAACUAGAUUCAAGUGCACAUUACAGCGCCAGUAUUGUAGAUUCAAUAGCAACUUCAAUAACUACAAAAGAUAAUUCUCAUGCCCAUCUCGUCGGAAUGUUAAUCGAUAUUUUAUUGUUGCAAUGCCGCAUAUUAACGAGAAGAACUAUUCGUGUGUAUACACAGAGUAGUACCAUUGCAAAAUGGGCAUCAUUUUACACUUCGUUCUAUCAAAUACCCCCAGAUUAA